Messenger RNA from Podospora anserina S mat+, 1890 nucleotides. RefSeq lists its product as uncharacterized. Gene Ontology annotation, molecular function: DNA binding; protein binding. The coding region runs from base 1 to 1890 and encodes 629 amino acids. The record is from RefSeq and is a predicted model, not a curated record. The transcript is spliced from 3 exons. NCBI's taxonomy places the organism in Eukaryota, Fungi, Ascomycota, Sordariomycetes, Sordariales, Podosporaceae.
AUGGCUCAACUCUCCGACUUCCCCGAUGAGAUCAUCCGUCACGUCCUUCACUUUGUGUCUGCUGAAGACAACCUCCGCAACUUCCAGCUAGCAUCACGACGCCUACAUAAUAUCGCGAACGAGCCCCUGCUGUGGCGAACUUAUUGUCUGCGUUGUUUCCACUUUUGGGAUGCGAGACACAACCUCGAGAAGAAGCUCAAAGCCAGAGCCUCUUCGGUUGGCUGGAAGGACUUGUGGCUGAAGAGGCGGAGAACAAACUUUCGGGUGGAACGAUGGCUGGAUGGUAUCGUGAGGACCACCAGAGGUCAGGCCAGGAGGGUAGCAGCCAUCUGUGAGCUUGGGCUAGAUGUCAAGGACUACUUGCUGGAUCAGCGCUACAUUGACGACUCGGACGAGUAUGUGUUGGCGAAGAAGUACUGGGCGCAAGCCACCUUGGACAGUCUUCAUAGGGGACUAGCAGUGGAGGUAUGGUUCAGUUACCAAGGGCGUCUCAACAGCAGGGAACAUCUCGAUGCUGCGCUGGGGGCUUUUGACAUGUUUGUCUUGCACGGCCAGGAUCAUGAUCUUAACUACAUCGCCCGGACGCUUGAUCAGUACGCCAUCCAAUACAUCACGGAGCAUCCACAUUCCAAAAGGUUCAACACGAGAGACAAAGCCAUUAACCUGAUGCGCUGGCUUCGACUCAAGAAUUACAUUGGCGCCGAGUUCCCCAUCAGCGAGUAUCGCAAUCUGCAGUACUGCCUUAUUGGACACGUCCUAUCCGAAAGGGAGCACGCGUCGCUCCCCCUGGUUGCGGCUGCCAUCUUCGUUUGCGUGGCCCAACGGUUGGGGAUAAAUGCCGCCUGUCUCAACUUCCCAGGUCAUGCCUAUGUCAGCGUCGAGCCGCCCGCCGGCGAAGACCUGGACGGCGAGCUUGUGUGGAGCAACAAGCGACCGACAGCUUUGCACCGCAUGUACAUCGAUCCCUUCACCUCAGAUCACGAGGUGCCCAUCGAAUACCUUCGCGCCAAGUUAGUCGAACAUGGCUGGGAAAGCGACGACGACUCUGCCAGUUUCCAGCCGUCGCCCGUGCCCAUCAUCGUCCAGCGAAUGGCAAAAAACCUCAAGGCCUCAUGGGCUGAGGUGUACACGCUUCCCGAAAACGACCCCAAGAUCAUCUCUACCGGCCGCCUCCGUACCGGUAUUCCUCUUCGCAACCUCAACACAGCCAAAUACGCCGCCAUGUGGGCUGACCUCAUGACCAAGGAUCCAGCCACCUUUCGGUGGAGCGACUCCCUGUCCAGGCUCCUGGCAGAAUGUUCACAACACUGGUCAGAAGAUUUAUGGAUCCUCGAGAAGUAUCUCUCGCCCGUGUACGAAGCGUACGACUCGUUCCUCAAACGCCAGCCUAUGGCCAUGGAUGACCGCGUUGGGUGGCAGCACGUUCCGGAUAUCAUCCGAAUGAUGAACAAUCUCGACAACCGGGGGUCAACAGCGUGUCAUAGAAGGUACACAGAGGACAUUCAGCGGUCGGUGCACUACAAGAUUGGACAGGUUUUUAGGCACAAGAGGUACGGGUAUGUGGGCGUUAUCAACGGGUGGAGAAGCAAGAAUAUGAUGCUGCCGGAUCCGCAUACGGUCUCGCAUGAGGAUGCAAGGGUGGAAGGUGGAAGAUUUGAUAUGUAUUCCGAGAUGGGGUAUGGCCGGCGGCCGACUGACAAGAUUUUUUAUACUUGCGUGAGACCGGCGUAUUGUCGCCUCAGAAUUGCGCAGGAGAAUGUGGAGAUUAUCACGGAUCCGGCUGAAAUUCCAGAGGAGCUUUUUAUCGCGGCGGGUAGGUUCUUUAAAAGGUUUGAUCGGGAGAGUUGUCGGUUUGUUUCCAACAUUAAGGAGUACUACCCUGAUGAUUGA